AUGGAAGCUCCCUGGACUAAAUCGGCCCACGACGUCCUCCAACAUUAUUCCGUCGACCCCGCCCGUGGCCUCACGUCUGACCUCGCCGCUAAACACGCUGAGCUCUACGGCAAGAAUGAGCUGCCGGAGGAGCCUCCCACCCCGCUCUGGGAGCUGAUCCUUGAACAGUUCAAGGACCAGCUCGUCCUCAUCCUACUCGCCUCUGCCGUCAUCUCUUUCAUUUUGGCCCUCCUUGAGGACUCGGAAGGUGCGAGCUGGUGGAGCGCUUUUGUCGAGCCUCUCGUCAUUCUGCUCAUCCUCGUUGCGAAUGCGACUGUGGGGGUCAUCCAGGAAACGAAUGCGGAGACGGCUAUUGAUGCAUUGAAAGAAUACUCUCCGGACGAGGCCAAGGUAUUCCGCAAUGGCCAAAUCUCUCGCAUACACGCGUCCGAGCUCGUGCCCGGAGACAUCAUCUCUGUCGCAGUGGGAGACAAGGUCCCUGCUGACUGCCGGCUGCUUUCCAUCGCCUCUACCAAUCUUCGUAUUGACCAAGCCAUCUUGACUGGUGAGAGCGUCAGUAUUAACAAGACACUAGAUGUUGUCGCAGACCCGCGUGCCGUAAAGCAGGACAUGACCAACAUGCUGUUCGCUGGCACUAGCGUUGUGAGUGGCAAAGCUACAGCCGUCGUAGUCUUCACGGGACAGCGCACUGCCAUCGGAGACAUUCACAAGUCCAUCACGUCUCAGAUUAGCGAGAAGACACCGCUUAAGCGUAAACUCGACGAUUUUGGCGAUAUGCUUGCAAAGGUCAUCACUGUAAUCUGUAUUCUGGUGUGGAUCGUCAACUUCCAGCAUUUCUGGGACCCGGUUCAUGGCAGCGCACUCAAAGGCGCAGUGUACUACUUCAAGAUUGCGGUUGCACUAGCUGUCGCUGCUAUUCCUGAGGGACUUGCGGCUGUCAUCACUGCAUGUCUUGCAUUGGGUACUAAGAAGAUGGCACAAAAGAAUGCUAUCACUGGUACACUUACGACCAACCAGAUGAGCGUAUCCAAGUUCUUUGUCAUCGAUGGCGGUGUCGAGACACCCCGAGAAUACGUGGUUGAAGGCACUACUUUCGCGCCUCACGGGUUGGUUAAGUCCGCUGAUGGCAAGAAUGCCUCUGCUGAACUUCGUUCAAAGCCAAUCGAACUUAUGGCCGAGAUAAGCGCUAUCUGCAACGAUUCCAAAGUCGUGUAUCAUGCAGAGAAAGGCACCUACGCGAACGUAGGUGAACCAACCGAAGCGGCACUCAAGGUCCUUGCGGAGAAGCUUCCUUGCCCCGACGGUGAGCUCACGAAGUCACUUCCGCUACUAGACCCAGCCGUCCGUGCCAGUGCUGUCAACGAGUACUAUGAACGGUCGAUCCCCAGACUGAUGACCUUCGAGUUUUCUCGCGACCGCAAGAUGAUGUCCGUGCUCGCACGCAAGAACGGCAGUGGUAUCCUGUACGCGAAGGGCGCGCCAGAAUCUAUCCUCGAGCGAUCUACUACCGUGAUUGUCGAUGGAAAAGUGCUGCCGCUCACGUCGGCCAUGCGUACUGCAAUCCAGCAACAGACGGCCUCUUACGGCGCACAGGGUCUGCGCACACUUGCACUUGCAUACGCGGACGGUCGACCACUCGACGCAUCACACUACCGUACCGAUAACACAGCCGACUACGCGCAUUUCGAGCGAGAACUGACUUUCGUCGCGCUCGUGGGUAUGCUGGACCCGCCGCGCCCCGAGGUGCGUGCGGCGGUGGCGAACUGCAAGGCGGCAGGCAUUCGUGUGAUUUGUAUUACGGGCGAUAAUAAGGGUACAGCGGAGACUAUUUGCCGGCAGGUUGGAAUCUUUGGCGAACAUGAGGAUUUGGCUGGGAAAAGCUACACCGGGCGCGAGUUGGAUGAGCUGAGCGAUGAUGAGAAGCUGCGCGCGGUGAUGAGGGCAAACCUGUUUUGUCGGACGGAUCCAAGGCACAAGAGCGAGCUGGUUGACUUGUUGCAGAGCCAGGGUUUGGUAGUCGCCAUGACUGGAGAUGGUGUGAACGAUGCGCCAGCGCUGAAGAAGGCCGACAUUGGUGUCGCUAUGGGCAGUGGAACGGAUGUCGCGAAGCUGGCUGCAGACAUGGUACUUGCUGAUUCUAACUUUGCAACGAUCGAAUUGGCGGUGGAGGAGGGCAGAUUGAUUUACAACAAUACGAAGCAAUUCAUUCGAUACCUUAUCUCAUCUAAUAUUGGCGAAGUUGUCAGCAUUUUCCUGACGGUGCUUCUGGGCAUGCCUGAAGCACUGAUCCCAGUUCAGCUGCUCUGGGUCAACCUGGUUACUGAUAGCCUGCCCGCCACUGCGCUUGGCUUCAACCCUCCGGACCACAGUAUCAUGCGGGUCCCGCCAAGAGAUAGCCGUGAACGCCUCGUCGGCGCGUGGCUCUUCACGCGGUAUAUGAUCAUUGGAAUCUAUGUUGGAUGCGCAACGGUUGCUGGCUACGCGUGGUGGUUCAUGUACUACGCAGGUGGCCCGCAAAUUUCGUUCUGGCAGCUGACACAUUUCCAUCAGUGCUCGUCGCUGUUCCCACAGGUUGGCUGUGAGAUGUUCACCAACGAGAUGGCCCACCGCGCAACGACGAUGAGCCUGUCGAUCUUGGUGACAGUGGAGAUGUUCAACGCGAUGAACUCGCUUUCUGAGAAUGAAAGCCUACUCGCGCUUCCCGUGUGGAAGAACAUGUUCCUCGUAGGUGCGAUUGCCCUCAGCAUGAUACUCCAUGUCGCCAUCCUGUAUAUCCCGUUCUUCACCACGCUAUUUGCCAUUACCCCUCUUAACUGGGUUGAAUGGAAAGCCGUAUUGUACUUUAGCGCACCAGUAAUUGCCAUAGAUGAGGUCCUAAAAUUCGUCUCGGCAAAGUUCGUCGCGCCACCAUCAAAAAUCAAGACGGACUAG
This is a messenger RNA of Fibroporia radiculosa, 2931 nucleotides long. RefSeq lists its product as uncharacterized. Gene Ontology annotation, biological process: intracellular calcium ion homeostasis; calcium ion transmembrane transport. The transcript is spliced from 13 exons. Gene Ontology annotation, cellular component: membrane. NCBI's taxonomy places the organism in Eukaryota, Fungi, Basidiomycota, Agaricomycetes, Polyporales, Fibroporiaceae. The record is from RefSeq and is a predicted model, not a curated record. Bases 1 to 2931 code for a protein of 976 amino acids. Gene Ontology annotation, molecular function: ATP binding; ATP hydrolysis activity; P-type calcium transporter activity.